Messenger RNA from Sipha flava (yellow sugarcane aphid), 1727 nucleotides. RefSeq lists its product as uncharacterized. The record is from RefSeq and is a predicted model, not a curated record. Bases 1 to 1551 code for a protein of 516 amino acids. NCBI's taxonomy places the organism in Eukaryota, Metazoa, Arthropoda, Insecta, Hemiptera, Aphididae. The transcript is spliced from 6 exons.
AUGAGGCUCAAAAAAACAAAAAAUGGGCAGAGUUCGUUGCUGUCCAUCUUUAGCACAGACCCACCAAACAAAAAGAAACGGUUUGAAGAUAAAGCGCUGGAAGGUUUUGUUUUGGAACAUGAACUAGAACUAAAUGUAGAACAUGUAUCAGGCUCGUCAUCCGCUCAGUCAACCGCAACUACUAAGCACAUUGCUCCUAUAUAUGAAAUUCAGAUGCCCAGCUGUUCUUCUAGUUCAACUGGUCAGUUUGAAAUUGGUCUAAUUAAUAAACGUGAUCCUGCCCAUGGUCCAAAAGCGAACAAAAGUGGCACUAUUAUUGAAAAAGUAAAUCAAAAGUAUUCAGAAGAAAUACAAGAAAAUAGAUUGUACUUGGAAGCUUUGUGUGAAUCGUUGAUAUUUUGUGGCCGGCAAUCUAUUGAUCUAAGUGGUCAUGAUGAAUCUACAGAUUCAAAAAACAGAGGAAACUUUUUGGAGUUGAUGAAACUUCCGACUUUUCAGAAUGAGCUAUUGUCCAUUAUUGGGGAACAAAUUAAGUGUCAAAUUGCUAAAGAAGUUAAAGGAGCCAAGGUUUUUGCAAUUAUAGCUGAUGAAACUCAAGAUAUAGCAAAGCACGAACAAGUAGCUAUUGUCUUGAGAAAUACGUUCUUUGUACUUCAAAGUCUUUACAACUUCAUUGAGAAAUCAACUAAACGACAUGCCAUUUUUGAAAACAUUAAAAAAAGUUUUCAGAGUUUUAGUGGUGGAACAUCAACAUUGAAAUAUUUGAGUAAUACCAGAUGGGCUUGCCGUGUCGAAUCAGUGCGUUCUUUAUUAGAUAAUUUUGAUACCACUCUGACUACUCUACGAGAAAUUUCUGAUACGGACCCUGACAGUGGUGGACAAGCCAAUGCUUUAUUGAAAAAUCUGGAGAACUUAAACUUUGUAUUUGACCUGCUAUUACUGAAGAGAGUUCUAGCACAAUGUGACAUACUAUCAAAAAUUCUUCAGUCAAGCAGUGUUACUUACGAAAUUGUGAAAUCUGUAAAAAACAGCACUCUUGAAGUAUUGAAAUCCUUCAGAACAGAUGAGUUUUUCUCAAAGUUGUUCAAUCACUCUACAGAAAUCGCUGACAAGUGUGGAUUUAGAGCUGCCCAGCUGCCAAGACAGGGAAAAAUCCCCUCGAAAAUUGGGGGAGGGAGUAAAACUCAAUUUGAAUCUGUAGAGCAUUACUACAAAGUUUCAAUUGUCUGGCCAGUUAUUGAUAUCCUAAACGAGGAGAUAGAGACCAGGCUUCAAGAAAAAAACCGGGAUGUACUUAACAAUCUAAGUAAAGUUCUAGGUGGAACUGAUGAAGAUACAGCCAGUGUUAAGUAUGAGUGUAAAUAUUACAAUUUAGACAAUGAACAUCUUUUGUCUGAAUUGAGAUGUUUCUAUAAAAUGGAAGAAUCAAGAAACAAAACUAUUCAAGAAAGAUCUGACGUUUUUAUACAAAAAUCUUUGAAAAGUGUGUUCCCUAUGCUUUUUGAACUUUUUCGUGUUUUUUACGAUUCCAAUGAACUCGGCAUCUUGUGAGAAAUCUUUUUCGUGCUUGCGACGGUCAAAAACAUACACCAGAAACAAAAUUCGCCAGAAGAGGUUGUCCUCGUUAGCACUUUUGGCUAUAGAAAGAAGUAUUGGAGUAAACAUUUCCAAAGUGAUUGACGACUUUAAUUUAAGCCAGAAGAGAAGAGACAAAUUGUUAGCAGUUU